This is a messenger RNA of Nicotiana attenuata, 2034 nucleotides long. RefSeq names its product probable membrane metalloprotease ARASP2, chloroplastic. The transcript has a single exon. Gene Ontology annotation, molecular function: protein binding; metalloendopeptidase activity. Bases 151 to 1500 code for a protein of 449 amino acids. The record is from RefSeq and is a predicted model, not a curated record. NCBI's taxonomy places the organism in Eukaryota, Viridiplantae, Streptophyta, Magnoliopsida, Solanales, Solanaceae. Gene Ontology annotation, biological process: proteolysis. Gene Ontology annotation, cellular component: membrane.
GGUGUGAGCAUUGUAAACAGAUCACACACAUCCCCUCCACAAAUCCAAAUUUGUGAAUUAUCCAUUCCAACAUCAGCCUAUCUUCUCCAUCCCUUAUUAACCAAAACCCCCUAUCUCUUCAUAUUAACCCCUUCAAAAUUCACAAAAAACAUGAUUAUAAACCUCUCCUCUUCUCCUUCUUCUUGUUCUCUCUCCCUCUCACAAUUAAUUCAUUCCAAAUCGCACAUUUCUAAGUUCCAUCUUAGGUCCAAAACUCACUUCUCAAAAUCCUUAUCAUCUUCUUCGGAAAAACUCCUUUUUCAUUCCAAGAAUCAAUUUUUACAUGACAAGAAUAUAUACCCACUUAGCAGAAGAAAAAAGUUUCAAACUUGGGCCAUUCCUGGGCUUGAUUUUAGUGGAUUUGAGAGUGCACAGUCAGUAUUAGAAGCAAUUAGUGUAUUGACAGCUAUUAUUGUUGUACAUGAAAGUGGUCACUUUCUUGCUGCUUAUCUUCAAGGUAUUCAUGUAAGUAAAUUUGCUGUUGGGUUUGGUCCAAUCUUAGCUAAAUUCAAUGCCAAAAAUGUUGAGUAUUCACUUAGAGCAUUUCCUCUUGGUGGGUUUGUGGGGUUUCCUGAUAAUGAUCCUGAUAGUGAUAUUCCCCCUGAUGACAAAAAUUUGCUAAAAAAUAGACCCAUAUUUGAUAGGGUAAUUGUAAUUUCAGCUGGUGUAAUAGCUAAUAUAAUCUUUGCUUAUGUUAUAAUAUUUACACAAGUGUUGUUAGUUGGAUUGCCUGUUCAAGAAUCUUUCCCUGGAGUUCUUGUCCCUGAUGUUAGGCCUUUUUCAGCUGCAUCUAGAGAUGGAUUACUUCCUGGUGAUGUUAUUUUAGGUUUAAAUGGAAUUGAAUUAGGGAAAAGUGGACCUAAUUUGGUUUCUGAGGUUGUUGAUGUCAUUAAGAAAAAUCCAAAGAGAAAUGUGUUGUUGAAAAUAGGAAGAGGAGAAGGGAAUGUUGAUGUUAGAGUUACACCUGAUGAGAAUUCAGAUGGUACGGGUAGGAUUGGAGUUCAACUGUCACCAAAUUUCAAGAUUUCGAAAGUUCAGCCGAAGAAUAUAUUUGAGGCUUUUAGCUUCUCAGGAAGAGAAUUUUGGGGUCUUACGUACAAUGUAUUGGACAGUUUGAAACAGACUUUUAUGAACUUCUCUCAAACGGCUAGUAAGGUAUCGGGUCCUGUUGCCAUUAUAGCUGUUGGUGCUGAAGUUGCAAAAUCAAACAUUGACGGCCUUUAUCAAUUUGCAGCUGUUUUGAAUAUCAACCUCGCGGUUAUAAAUCUCCUUCCUUUGCCUGCGUUAGACGGGGGUUCUUUAGCCUUGAUUCUUGUAGAAGCAGCUCGAGGUGGAAAAAAGCUUCCUAUAGAAGUAGAGCAACGUAUUAUGUCAUCUGGAAUCAUGUUUGUGCUCAUUAUUGGACUGUUCCUUCUAGUCCGUGAUACUCUAAACCUUGAUUUUAUCAGGGAUUUAUUAUAAUCAGUUGCGUAUAAGUUCAUAAUCCGGAAGAGUUGAUAUGGAGAAUAUUACAGACAACUAUUAAGAACAGUAAGCAACUAGAAGUUCAAGGAGAUGAAUUUUGCCCAUGAUUACUGAACAUUAGUCCUCCUUCCAAGACAAACUUUGCGAGGUACUUGGCUUCAAUUUAUUGCAGAUAUAUGUGGAUAUUCCUGAAUUUUACCACACUGUCUUCAGUUGUGUUGGUAUCACUGGCUCAAAAGACAAACACCUUGCUCGUUUCAUUAUACAAUGUAUAUGGGAAUUUAUACAAGUACAAUGCGUUACUUUGAUAUUCUUAUUGUUGCUUUGGAAACUGAGGAAACGAGGGAAGGAACUGUAAUAGAACAUGGCGAACUGGUGAUACAAUUUGUUUAUAGUGUGAACUUACAGGUUUCCCUUUUGUCUAAAGAACGUAUUUUAACAUUUUGUUUACUUGAUUGACCUUAAAAAUCUAUGUUGUGGUCCUUUUGUUUCUCUGAAGAUGGGAGUGCUUAACUGUAGUUGGAUAUUUCA